AUGUCUGACCUCGAAAACGAACUCCUUGGUCUGGCCGAGGAUGACCCAACCUACCACAAGAAGGGGAAGAGAAAGAGCAAGGCGUACAUUGAAGACUCGGACGAAGGAAGCGAGAUGGAUAUGGAGAUGGAGUCGGAGGAUGAGGGCGAUGCGCCUCAAUCGCGCGCAAAAGAGCCAAUGAAGAACCCUUACCCUCUGGAGGGGAAAUAUGUGAGCGAGGAUGAUAGAGACUACUUGGGAAACCUCCCGGAAAUCGAGAGAGAAAAUAUCCUGGCUGGGCGUCUAGAGGAGAUGCAGAGGUUCAAGGACUCGCAGGCUUUGGAUGCGAUGUUCAAGACUGCUCACGGCGGAGAUGAGUCUGACGAUGAGGAUAUGAGGGCUAGGAAGAGGCGAAAGCAUACGAGCGUGACGGACAAGGCUUCCAAGGCUUUGAACGUGUUGAAGGAUAAGCGUAAGGCCAAGGAUGAGCGUGCUCAGCGCAGAUCUGCUGCACGCAAAUCCUCCCGCCGCUCCCCUUCUCCGGGCGGCUCAUCAGAAGAGGGCGAGAUCCAAAACAACCGCCGGUCCGUCUCCUACUCUCCCGAACGCUCGCUCUCUCCCGCACCCAAAGCAUCGACGCUCAGUAAAGAAGAUGAGAUGGACACUAUGCCUCCGAACAGGCUGGAGUUGGAGGCGGCGAGGCUGAGCAGGUAUGAGCUGGUGGAUAUGAUGCACAAGGACGGGUUUGAGGAUGUCAUUUCGGGCGCGUAUGUCCGUCUCAUGUCGCAAGACCGGGACGAGGUCGGCCGGCCCAAGUACCGAGUCCACAAAAUCAUUGAAGUCGACACCAAUCAUCAAUUUGGAUCUUACAGUAUUGAGUAUCAGGGGAGACAGAUCAAAGACAACAGGGCGUUGUUGUGCAAGUACGGGUCGGCGUCGAGAUUAUUCAGGAUGGCAGAUGUCUCCAAUGGUGCUAUCGAGGAUACCGAAUUCCAAAGGUUUUCUCUGACGAAUCAGGCCGAUGGAGUCAAGCCUCCAAAGAGAAGUAUCUUGAAGAAAAAGCACGAGGAUAUCAAGGCGCUGAGAGACCGUCCCAUGACCAACUCUGAAAUUGACCGCCGUGUUGCCUCUCGCCGAGCUCAAGACUCAUCCUUUGCCCGUGCCUCCACCCUCAAGAUCCACCAGCUCAUGAACACCCGAGACCUCGCUGUUCGCAGAAAUGACCACACCAUGAUCGACAAACUCAACGCCGACAUCAUCGCUCUUGGUGGUGACCCCGUUACGGGCAAACUCCUCGCUGGAGAAGGAGAGCAGCUUGGACAAGAUGAUUAUGACUUGAAGAUCCAAAAGAUCAACGAGAAUAAUAGGAGGAAGACGAAGGAGUCGAUGAUGAGAGCGCAUCAGGCUGCUCAGGCGAGGAAGAAGGCUGAAGAGGCUGUUGUGAAGGCCAAGCUUGCCGCCCAGAAACAAGCUGAAGCCAGCUCAGCAGACAUUGUCGAAAUCCCUCAAGCUCCCCCAGCCUCGGGACAGAAAAAGGGCGAGACGCCUCAGCAGUAUGUGGCGAGGACCGUUCAGCUCGAUUUGGAUCUUGGGGACUUCUAG
Molecule: messenger RNA, 1581 nt
Organism: Cryptococcus amylolentus CBS 6039
Lineage: Eukaryota; Fungi; Basidiomycota; Tremellomycetes; Tremellales; Cryptococcaceae
Exons: 8
Coding region: 1-1581 (526 amino acids)
Cellular component (GO): Cdc73/Paf1 complex
Molecular function (GO): RNA polymerase II C-terminal domain phosphoserine binding; DNA binding
Source: RefSeq, a predicted model, not a curated record